Molecule: messenger RNA, 933 nt
Organism: Sus scrofa (pig)
Lineage: Eukaryota; Metazoa; Chordata; Mammalia; Artiodactyla; Suidae
Gene: SDHD
Product: succinate dehydrogenase complex subunit D
Biological process (GO): mitochondrial electron transport, succinate to ubiquinone; tricarboxylic acid cycle
Cellular component (GO): respiratory chain complex II (succinate dehydrogenase); membrane; mitochondrial envelope
Molecular function (GO): ubiquinone binding; heme binding
Source: RefSeq, marked provisional
AUGGCGACUCUCUGGAGGCUCAGUGUUCUUUGCGGUGCCCGAGGAGGAGGAGCUCUGGUCCUCCGGACCUCAGUGGUCAGACCUGCUCAUGUCUCAGCAUUUCUCCAGGACCGUACCCCGGGAUGGUGUGGAGUACAGCACAUUCACCUGUCACCCAGCCACCAGGCUAGUUCCAAGGCUGCAUCUCUCCACUGGACUGGUGAGAGGGUUGUCAGUGUUUUGCUCCUGGGCCUACUUCCAGCCGCUUAUUUGAAUCCUUGUUCUGCGAUGGACUACUCCCUGGCCGCAGCCCUCACUCUCCAUGGUCACUGGGGCAUUGGACAAGUCGUUACUGACUACGUGCGAGGGGAUGCACUGCAGAAAGCUGCCAAGGCAGGCCUUUUGGCGCUCUCGGCUUUCACCUUUGCUGGGCUUUGUUAUUUCAACUAUCAUGAUGUGAUCUGCAAAGCUGUUGCCAUGUUGUGGAAGCUCUGAGCUUUUAGAGCUAAUACCUUGAGAGUUGAUUGUACACCUCCUUGCCUCUGCUCUGUCAUGCCAUUCAGCUCACAGUAAGAAGGAAAUAAUAGAUAAGUCCAUUGGUGAGACAAACCUCUUCUCCUAAUCAGUGGGUUAUUUUUGGAAUUUAAUCUUUGAGGAAAGAUUUGAGAGGAAUCGUAUCCAAGAAAUUGUGAGACUGAGCUCUCACAAGACUCAGUGUCUCUCAGCUUUUCACGAGACUCGGUGUAACUAAGCAUUACAUAUGAGCUUUUGCCUUUUCAUUUAUCAGACUUUUAAAGGGAAUUCAGCUUUAUUACUCUCAGUAUCUGCUCACACUUCUGUAUUUGUCCUAGGAUGAUGGAGAAAGGGAAAGACUGUUAAUUCCUAAGGAAAGACUUUGUGGAAGAGUAGGCAGUGUUUCGUUUUUACAGACUUCCCCUCUCUGUUCAGUUGAUA